AUGGAGAUCGAGAACAACAUCACUCAAAAGAUCCUGGUUACCAUCACUGGAAUGACUUGCAAUUCUUGUGUCAAAUCGAUCCAGGGCAACGUGGCUACCAUGAAAGGUCUUGAAAGCAUCAAGGUCUCACUAAGUCAAGAAGAAGGUGAAAUUGCCUACUUUCCUCAUCUCAUUGAUUAUCGUGCCAUUAUCAAUGAAAUUGAAGAUAUGGGCUUUGAUGCCAAAUUAAAAUCCAACCGAAUUGAUUUACAACUUAAGCUUCAGCCUUUCUCUUUUGACCGGAACCAAUUAACACAAAAUCUAAUGGAAAUACAUGGUGUAGAAAAUUGUAGCAUCAAUGAUGAAUUAAAUGCUCUCAUCAUACGCUAUAAUUGUGACUUAUUACAAUCACAUCGCAUUCUUAUCGAUUGCUUUAACAAAUUAAUGACUAUGAAAUCAAAUGAUAGUCAUGAUAAUUCACCCAAGCAAGCUAGCUUAGCUGUAGUAAGUGUUAUUGGAAUGACUUGUAACUCAUGUGUUAAAUCCAUCGAAGGAACAUUAUCUGAUAUGAAUGCGAUCAAAUUUAUUGGUGUAUCGCUUGAAAAGAAACAAGCUACAGUUCGAUAUGACAGUAAAGAAAUGACAGAAAGAGAUAUUGUCGAAAACAUCGAAGAUAUGGGAUUUGAUGCUACCAUUUUACAGACCGAAACUAACAAUGUAACAUACACUGUGAUGGAAAUUGAAGGAAUGAGUUGUAAUUCUUGUGUGCAACACAUUGAAAGCACUGUCAUCGAUCUACCUGGUAUUUACUACAUUCGUGUUUCACUACAGCAACGCAAGGCCGAUAUCUUUUAUGCUCAUGGUCAUGUUACUGUUGCACAAAUUUCUGAAGUUAUAACUGACGCUGGAUUUGAUGUAAAGAUUAAAUCGGAUGAAAACAAUAUCAGUGGUAACUCGUCAGACUCAUCCCUUAGCGCAAAUGGGUCAGAUAAUGAACCUAAGAAAGUUGCAACCGUUGAAGUCUCGACGACUUCUGUUAUACUUGGUGAAAACGAGGCACUUCAUUAUAUCAGUAAAUCACAUCAAUUUAACCAACGAAAGCAUCAAUCUAAUGCUGGCAAAAGCAUCAAUAUUGAUAACACACUUGCAGCAGCUAUGAAGUCUGUUCAACUCUCUAUUACUGGUAUGAGCUGCUCUUCUUGCGUUGCUAACAUUGAACGUGAAAUUAAGAAAAAGAAAGGUAUCAUUUCCAUAGCAGUAGCACUCUUAGCUGAAAGGGGCGAAGUUACCUAUGACGCAAACGUAACCAAUCCUGAAGCUAUUGUAAACGACAUUACCGAAUUGGGCUUUGGAGCGAUAAUAAUCUCAUCAGGAAAUAAUUCAAAUAGAAUCGAAUUAUCGAUUGAUAAUAUUGUUAGUCCCUCUUGCAUUGAUCAUGUUGAGAGCUAUUUUCGAGAUCGUCCUGGGAUUAUUUCUGCAAGCGUAUUUUUAUCGUCAGCAAAUGGUGUUUUUGAAUAUGAUGCUUCUGUUACUGGAGUGAGAGAUAUCAUUCGUGCAUUAAAUCAUCUUGAUAAUAUUAAUAACCCUAUUCAUUUACUCCUACUUUUAUGCUGCCUUGUGAUUAUAACAGGAACUUGGUUACCCUGCAUUACUUGCUACGAAAAAUGA
This is a messenger RNA of Trichoplax adhaerens, 1647 nucleotides long. RefSeq lists its product as uncharacterized. Gene Ontology annotation, molecular function: copper ion binding. The coding region runs from base 1 to 1647 and encodes 548 amino acids. The record is from RefSeq and is a predicted model, not a curated record. NCBI's taxonomy places the organism in Eukaryota, Metazoa, Placozoa, Uniplacotomia, Trichoplacea, Trichoplacidae. The transcript is spliced from 7 exons.